CCUCGCACAUUACACAAAUGGUGUCAUUUUUGACAUUUCUUGCACUAUCUCUCUCAACUCUCUUGUUCCUAGUCUUUUUAAAAAGGCAACUUUACUGCACAUGUGAUGUCUGCCAUUGCUACCUCAAAUCUCAAUGGUCAACAAACUAUAACAAUCUGUGCGAUUGGUACACUCAUCUUCUCCAAAAGUCCCCAUCUCAAACAAUCCGUAUUCAUGUGCUACGUAACACCAUCACUGCUAACCCUACCAACGUUGAGCACAUACUCAAAACCAAGUUCCAUAAUUACCCAAAAGGGAAACAGUUCUCCAUGAUUCUUAGCGAUCUUCUUGGCAACGGCAUUUUUAAUGUCGAUGGUGAUUCAUGGUUAUUUCAGAGAAAGAUGGCAAGUUUGGAGCUUGGAAAUGUGUCGAAUGCCUUCGCGAAUGUCUCUUGCCACGUUCAAAGUCGACUUCUCCCGUUGCUAUCUUCGGCUACUAGAGAAAGCGAUGGAGCCACAACAUUGUCGGCCAGGAGAGCUUUGUCUGCUUCUCCACUGAUAUGGAAGGCGAAUAGGAUAUUGAAUAUGGGAUCGGAGAGAAAGCUCAAAGAAGCAGUUCAAAAUGUUAACUUUCUUAUAGAGAAAGUCAUUCAUCAAAAGAAGAAAGUUGGGUUUACAAAGAACCAGGACCUUUUAUCAAGAUUCAUGGUGGUAUCCGACGACCACACCUUUCUUAGAGAUGUGAUCAUAAACUUCGUUCUUGCAGGAAGAGAUACAGUUGCCUCAGCCUUAACAAGUUUCUUUUGGCUAAUCUUAAACCACCCAGAAGUCGAGUCCAAACUAAGGCUUGAACUUGAUCAACUGAUGAAUGAGAAUCAAGAAUUUGCAACGUUCGAACAAGUGAAAAAGCUGGACUAUCUUCAAGCUGCAAUAUACGAAAGCAUGCGACUCUACCCGCCGAUUCAGUUUGACUCCAAAUUCGCAGUUGAAGACGAUAAAUUACCCGAUGGAACCCUGGUUAAAAAGGGAACGAGGGUCACAUUCCAUCCAUAUGCAAUGGCUCGGAUGGAAACCAUAUGGGGUAAGGAUUGCAAGGAGUUUAAACCGGAAAGGUGGUUGAAGGGUGGGAUCUUCAAUCAAGAAAGUCCAUUUAAGUACCCAGUUUUUCAAGCCGGGUUAAGGACUUGUUUGGGGAAGGAAAUGGCAUUGAUGGAAAUGAAAACGGUGGUACUAUGUUUGUUACCCCGGUUUAGCUUUAGACUUGUAAACUUCGAUGGUGAGCUUCAGUUUGAACCGGCGUUAACGGCCACUGUGAAGAAUGGGCUUCCAGUCAUUGUUAGCGAGAGGAGUGUUGCAAGUCAUUGAUUUCUCUCUCUCUCUCUCUCUCUCUCUCUCUC
Lactuca saligna is the source of this 1375-nucleotide messenger RNA. Lineage: Eukaryota; Viridiplantae; Streptophyta; Magnoliopsida; Asterales; Asteraceae. The record is from the annotation of a GenBank genome assembly.